CCUAUCUUUACUUGCAUUAUUUUUCCUAGAUGUCAUGUCAUUGAUAUACAAUGUUCACAUGCACUCUCUGUUGCAUUGUGUAAUUGAUCUGGCUUACACUCUCCACCUAUUAUCAAACUCUCCUUGUACAUAUUUGUUCCCUUAGGCCAACAUCCACAUGCUCUCCGGUAAUUAGAUUCGCUACAUUAAUUCAUGCACAAGAGUUUGGUCUACUUUUUUGGAGUCACCAUUAGAACAUAUGAGUUGUACCAACAUUAUAGACAUUAAAGGAGUUGCUUUCAACUGUUCUCAUCCGCUGUUAUUCUCUUAUCAUGAUAUCAACAUGUUAUUAGCUUUGUUUUAAGGACCCGAUCACAUGGAGGGGCUACAGCUCGACUUGACUUCUUCCUACCUAGGCUUUGACUAUUGCAGGCCCUGCUAUAUUUAGUUAGUCAACCCAAAUUGACCAACCAGAAGCAGUGUUUCGUGAUCAGAAACCAUUUAUUAAUGUUGAUACUCUUCCAUCAAGGAAGUAUUAUGCGCAUUAAAAGCUUUGAGUAAAAGUAACAAUACUUGAUAUCAAAUUGAUAUAAUAGACAUUGGCUAGCUACCUUGCUUAUAAGUGGGGGGCUGAAUACUUCUUGUUCUAACUCAGGAGCAACAAGAGUAGCUGAUGGGGAGAUCCGGUCUGGGAAGGGCGUUCCGCUGUUUUUCUCUCGCAAUCUCAACAAACUCCUGCAUUUGCAUGAACACUUGCGACGAAGAUGAUGAGCCUGAGAGGAGGGCUUUAAUCGAGAGCCAGGUGCUGAAGAUUAAGGAUGCUUUUGAUGGUGCCAAGACACUGGCUUUCCAUUUGGAACCCAAGACAGUGGUGCUGAGGGUCUCCAUGCACUGCAAUGGCUGUGCAAGAAAAGUUCAGAAGCACAUCUCAAAGAUGGAAGGAGUGUCCUCAUACGAAGUGGACUUGGGCAGCAAGAAGGUGGUGGUGGUUGGCGACAUCACUCCAUUCGAAGUCUUGGAGAGCGUAUCGAAAGUCAAGUUUGCAGAGCUGUGGUUGACUCCUCAGCCAUCCUGAGCUGUGGAGAUCUGUGGACAGAGACGUCCAAAUCUAGGAGUGCGUUCAGUGCGUGCGUCUCCGUGUAUAAUUAUUGCCUGUUCACUUCAUUCUGAGUUUGUGUCUGUAUCAUAUAUAGCCAUUGGAGAUGGAGAUGAAGCAUUUCGGGAUCUGUGUUCUGAUCCUUUCUCUCA
Messenger RNA from Zingiber officinale, 1227 nucleotides. RefSeq names its product protein SODIUM POTASSIUM ROOT DEFECTIVE 2-like. The record is from RefSeq and is a predicted model, not a curated record. Lineage: Eukaryota; Viridiplantae; Streptophyta; Magnoliopsida; Zingiberales; Zingiberaceae. Gene Ontology annotation, molecular function: metal ion binding. The transcript has 3 exons. The coding region runs from base 653 to 1054 and encodes 133 amino acids.